UGUUUCUGGUCGGUGUUCAGAAUAAUUUAUUAUUAAAAUAUACUCCCUUACAAUUUUGUUACUGCCGCAAAAUAUAAUGCAGUGCUUUGUACCUUUCUGUGAGAACACCUCAACUGCAAACGGGGCUAAAUCUGACGCAAUUACUUUUCACAAAUUUCCCUCCAAAUCCAUAGUCUGCGCUGCCUGGCUCCAAGCUAUCGGUAAAAAGGAAUCUCAGUUGCCACAUGGUGCAGUUGUUUGCUCACAGCAUUUCCUAACUGAGGACUUUUCUGUAUCAAGGAAUGGUUUAAAGAAAAUACGGCUCGGAGCUGUCCCAUUUGUGCUAUAUGAUAAACCAUUCUUUGAUAUGAAUCAGAACCCAGCUCACUCAGAUGGAACAGCAAAAUUAGAUAUUAAAUGUGAAAUUUCUGAUAAUGUUAAAAUUAAAAAUGAGCGAUCAGAUGAGCUUGAUGAAAAUAAUGAAACAUUUAAGCAAGAAUUGUUAGAUUCAGACUGGAUGGAGACCUGUGAUAAUGUCUAUGAUGUGCAUAUUGGAGUAUUUAAGGAAGAAAUAACAGAGCAUAGAUCAGAAACUGUACAUUUGAGUGAAAAUUAUGUUUGUACCUCAAAUUCAGAUGUAAAUUGUAAAGAAGAAAUUUUAGAAUCACAAGAACAGAAAGAGCUAUCUGAAGAUGAAAAAGUAAUGUUUUGGGACCAAGGAUAUAAUAAUAUGAUGAUAAAUGUUAAGUUACAUCACUGUGAGUCUGAACCAUUUUUGUCAGCAGACUGUGCGCAUACUCUAGGCACAACUUCGUUAAAGAAAUGUAAGACAUCCGAAGACAAGAGUAUGGAUAAAAUCUCUUCAGUGAAAGAAAACAGCUCCAGUCAACAAACUCCAGCGACAUUAAAUAAAGUUAAAAUUCACAAAAGGCAUAUCAGAAAUCCCACAAAAACUCACUCCCUUAAGAAACCUUUCCCUUGUGAUAUUUGUGAUAAGAAGUUUUACUCAAAGUCUAAGUUAAAUAUUCACCUGGGAAGUCACACUGUUAAGAGACUGUUCUCUUGUGACACUUGCAACUUCAAAUUUACAAGGAGUGCCAAUUUAAAGAAGCACAUGAAAACUCACUCCCUUGAGAAACCUUUCCCUUGUGAUAUUUGUAAAAAGAAGUUUUACUGUAAGUCUAAUUUAAAUAUUCACAUGAGAAGUCACACUGGGGAGAGACCUUUCUCCUGUCAUAUAUGUCAUUACAAGUUUACCACAAAUGGUAAUUUAAACAAACACAUGAAAACUCACACUGGUGAAAAACCAUUCUUUUGUGAUAUAUGCCAAAGUAAGUUUUCGUGGAAAGGUAGUUUAGAUGUUCACAUGAAAAGUCACACUGGCGAGAAACCUUUCUCCUGUUACAUUUGCAACAACAAGUUUACAACGAAAAGCAAUUUAACGGCUCACAUACAAAAACACUCUGGGGAGAAGCCUUUCUCUUGUAAUAUUUGUGAGAAGAAAUAUUUAACAAAGGGGAGUCUAGGUGUUCACAUGAGGAAUCACACUGGUGAGAGGCCAUUCUCUUGUGAUAUUUGUAAUAUGCAGUUCGUGACGAAGAAUCAAUCACAGAGUCACAGAAAAACUCAGAUGCACUUAAGUAAGCUUAAUAAUUUAAUAGAAAUUAAAGAAAACUGAAAAUGUUAUUUUAGUUAGUUAAACAUUAGUUCCCUGAUUCGAUUGAUAAUAAGUGAUGAAUACUGUAGUAGGUAGAUAUCAUUACCUUAUUGACUGUAAGACCUACUGUCUAAUGGUUUUAAAUUUUAUCUUGUCUGUACCUACUCGUCUCACGCGGAAACUACUGACCACCUGCUGACGGAUUUGAACGCAACGUGGUAUACCUACUUACUUACCAAUGGGUUAUACCCACUCCCCAGAUCAACAUUAGGAUCGGUUUUAUUCCGAAAAACAAUAAAGUUCAUUUAGAGUAGGACAUGAUCCUUCAGGCCCAAAAUGUUGAAUUCCUAAAAUGUUGAAUUCUUAUAAUGUCGAGUUUGCAAAAUGUUGAAUCUUAGAACUUUAGAAUAAAAACCCGUAGAACCUUAGAACAAAAAAAAGAAAUCAAAGACUAGACAUGUGUAAGUAAUGCGAUUGAUGCAUUACGCGUAAUAUUACCCGACCGCGUACUGUAGCAUUACAUAUUACACGACAAAAUCAAGCAUUACACAUCACACUAAAACAUGACGCGGACAGCGUUUCGCGCUCGCUGCCUACUGACUGUUCGGUCAUGUCAUUCGGCAAUCGGCAUAUCUCGGUGCGUGGUUUGAGAAUCGUAAAUUGUGCUAGUGAGAGAGAGUGAGAGAGAGAUACUCGUGCUUCAUAUCGGUUGCGCGGCCAGCCCGAUUUUAUAUACUGUAGUCUGUAACUGAUGCAAUAAGGUUUACGUUUAUUUGGCUCCGCCAAGGUACUUAACUUAGCUCUUCAAAAA
Maniola jurtina (meadow brown) is the source of this 2447-nucleotide messenger RNA. RefSeq names its product gastrula zinc finger protein XlCGF57.1-like. Bases 77 to 1657 code for a protein of 526 amino acids. Lineage: Eukaryota; Metazoa; Arthropoda; Insecta; Lepidoptera; Nymphalidae. Gene Ontology annotation, cellular component: transcription regulator complex; PcG protein complex. Gene Ontology annotation, biological process: regulation of transcription by RNA polymerase II. The transcript has 4 exons. Gene Ontology annotation, molecular function: RNA polymerase II cis-regulatory region sequence-specific DNA binding; DNA-binding transcription factor activity, RNA polymerase II-specific. The record is from RefSeq and is a predicted model, not a curated record.